CUACCUGCUCUCAUGAUGUUGCGAAAAGCUGCUGUGCGGUCUCUGUCGACUGCAAGAAACUCUUUGACUGUGGGGCUCAUUCCUGCGGACGGUAUUGGCAGGGAGGUCAUCCCAGCCGCUCGUGACGCAAUCGUUGCUGUCCAACAAGAGUUACCUCCCCUCAAAUUCAUCGACCUUCUGGCGGGCUGGGAUACAUUCACGCGGACAGGCACUGCGUUACCGUCGGAGACUGUUCGCGCAUUGAAGGAUGAAUGCGAUUGCGCGUUAUUUGGAUCUGUGAGCUCGCCUUCGCGUAAGGUCGCAGGCUACUCGUCUCCAAUCGUGGCUUUGCGAAAGGAACUUGACCUUUACGCCAAUAUUCGUCCUGUUCGCUCGGUAUCAGCGGAUGCGAGCACGCCUCCCACCACUGACCUCAUCGUUGUCAGAGAAAACACAGAAUGUCUGUAUGUCAAGGACGAAAAGCUUGUCAACACAGACAACGGAAAAGAAGCCCGCGCAAUCCGUUUGAUCACAGAACGCGCUUCAACACGGAUAGGCAAGAUUGCGUUCGAGCUUGCGAAAGCACGUCCGCGCAAGGCAGGUACUGGUUCCAAUUGUUGUUACUUUUCUGACUUGCUGCAGCUUGUCACGAUUAUUCACAAGUCCAAUGUGUUGUCUGUCACGGAUGGGCUUUUCCGCGAGAGUGUCCGCGCGGUGCCCGUCGCAGCGAAUGGCAAAUUUGAUGAUGUCACGAUUGAGGAACAAUUGGUCGACAGUGCUGUCUACCGGCUGUUCCGCGAACCACAAAUUUACGAUGUUAUGGUUGCCCCUAACCUCUACGGCGACAUCAUUUCAGAUGCUGCCGCUGCUCUUGUUGGCUCUCUUGGUGUCAUUCCAUCGAUCAACGCGGGCGAUAAUUUCGUUAUGGGAGAACCGGUUCAUGGCUCAGCUCCAGACAUUGCUGGCAAAGGAAUAGCAAACCCCGUCGCCUCGAUAAGAUCUGCAGCACUCAUGCUGCGACAUCUGGGUUACUCUUCACCAGCUGACAAAAUUGACAAAGCAGUGAACGACACACUCGCCCCCGGAAAAGUCUUGACCGCGGAUUUGGGUGGUUCAAGCUCAACAUCAGAGGUUACGAAACAUAUCAUGGGGCUUAUAGAAGCACAAUAUCAGUAG
Molecule: messenger RNA, 1155 nt
Organism: Mycena indigotica
Lineage: Eukaryota; Fungi; Basidiomycota; Agaricomycetes; Agaricales; Mycenaceae
Product: Iso-dh domain-containing protein
Exons: 8
Coding region: 13-1155 (380 amino acids)
Biological process (GO): isocitrate metabolic process; tricarboxylic acid cycle
Cellular component (GO): mitochondrion
Molecular function (GO): NAD binding; magnesium ion binding; isocitrate dehydrogenase (NAD+) activity
Source: RefSeq, a predicted model, not a curated record